Cladocopium goreaui is the source of this 7084-nucleotide messenger RNA. Lineage: Eukaryota; Dinophyceae; Suessiales; Symbiodiniaceae. The record is from the annotation of a GenBank genome assembly.
GCAAGAAACUUCAAACAACGGUGGUGGGGUGGCCCUGUGGGGUCAAAAGCUGCAGGGAGGGGAGCUGGCGGGAGCUCAUCUCAAGUGUAGCUUGGGGCUCAUCCCUGAUCAGUCCCGCUUCCCUUGUGGACAGACGACUGAACGGGGACUAUGCUUUUAGAGGGACCCCUGGCUUCAAUGCUUCCGCCUCCUUACUUGUCCAUGACACCGACCUACCGGCUGUGCCAGACCAGAAGGCCGAGGUGCGGCGGCAAAGUCAGAAGCAUCUCCAAAAGCUUUUGAGGCCCCUGAAAGGACCCCCGAGUGAACCGCAGAAGCAGGCCCUGGAGAGGCUUUGGAAUGCCGUGAAGGAUUUCGCUGAUGACACCAGUGAGGAGAUGCCGGCUGAUGUGCCAGAGCCCAGGGUCCAUGCAAAUCAGGACCAGUGGAACCUGAUUGCGCGUGAGCUCUAUGACCGGCACUUGGUCGACGCUGCAACUUGCCAAGGUCCCGGGAGUCGCCUGAUAGUGGCGGAGCAGGAUCCCGAAUGUCGCCGGCUGAAUGCAACGCGCUGGCCGGGAUGUGACCUGGUCGUGGAUACCAAGAGGGUGACAAAGCGGGAUGUGGAAAAGUGGAUGCACAGUGUACCGGGGCUGACGGGAGUGAUCGCUGGCGUUCAGCCAAGUAGGGUCUGCGCCGGUGGGGUGUCUCGUGUCAGAAGACCCCGCCUCUCCUGGAGCAACGUGGGCCUUCAACAGCAUGAGCGCUACACGUCCCUGUCCCUGAGUCGCAGCUUGUUCACAGAGGUGGAAUUCGAGGAGCUUGUAGGACCUUUGGAGAAGGUUGUUGAUGCUUGUUGGAGGUGGAAAUGGGGUGAAGAAGACCCGCAACUGAGGCUCCCCACGUUCACGCACACCAUCCCCCGGCGGUGGCCACCGGCGGUCCCGGCCGGCCUGGACUCCUGUGAUGAAGACACAGUGAAGAGGUGGCAGUUAGACAGCAUGAUGUUUCCACCCUGUACAUACCGGGAAGAGUAUUUGAUCGAACGAAAGUUGUAUGAGCAAGUUCGUGGCGGUGAUGGUGCUCCGAGAGCUUGGAAGCUGCUGGGGGUUCACAUGACCAGGGCGUGUGUUGCAAUGGCAUUGGGUAUCAAUGAACGACGUUUCUGUAGCACUGGACGUAUUGACCGCCGAUACCAAAUCACUGGGGCAGUCACUGUGAAACCUGCGGUCAAAGCUGGCCUUGUGGACGACUUCUUUCUUGAGAUGUAUGUGUAUGCUGGAGGCUUGCUUCCCGACAAGUUCCAACGCAGAGGGCAAAAACGGGGUGCAGACGACGCUCCCAAGAACGAACCUGAGAAGUUUGUUGCUUCACUUGGUGCAUCCGAGCAAGGUGACCAAGAUGAAAGUGAGGACGAUGCAGCUGAUGAUGAAGAUUCUUUAAAGUUUGCUGCUGAACGACUUGAGGACCUUCAAACAAAAUACAAUGUGGUUCGUGCAUACAAGACGCACCCCGAUGGUGUGAAGAGGGACCGUUGUCUCGAGAUGGCAUGGACCAAGCAAAGUGGGCUCUACCACGACUUCGUGAAUUUGUCAAUGCAAAAGAACUUGGUCGCUACCAACGUCCAAAGGAAACUUAAGCAGAUCCUCCACAAGUUGAAGCUACAAUCGUUUCUGGGGAACGGUUGCGAGAUCGAUGUUUCUUAUGUGCGCGGCGUUCGAGAUUGGAAGGGGUGGUCUCUCAGACUGCAUGUGCACACGAUGGCUAGCCUGAAACCUGCGUUCUCCAUUUUCCAUUUGAUCAAGAAGGAUUUUUUUUUGCUGGCCUUUGAGGCUGAGGAUUCGCAGUGGAAAGUGAUCCGAGCUGAAGAAGAAGCAGCCCUUGCUGCAGAGUUGACGAGCGUGCCAGCUGGCCCAGGGCCUGAUUCUGACACAGUUCCUGUAUCUGAAAGUCGCACCCCUAGCAAGAAAAGAAAAUUUGAGGAGUUCAUCAAGGCUCUGGCCAAGAAGUAUGGAGCCGCUUUCGUUGAACAGCGCCUUCAGGCAGUGCUGAGCUUGGAGAGUGCAGCCAAGAAGUUUCUUCGAUCACGAUCCAUGAAACAAUUGGUUGAUCCCUUCGUCAAGAAGCUAUGGUCUUUUGAAUGGAAGGAACCGUGUCAACAAAUUCUCAAGAACACCUGCGGUUCAUGCAACUUUGGGGACAUCUUGACCUAUGACAAGAAAUGCAAAUCUUUGUUUUGCACAACCCAUGGGAAGAAGUGCCCUGUGACGAAGACCGCCGAUGGUAAAUCGCGUCGAUAUGCCAUCGCUUGGCGCAAAGACCGGCUCCAGUGGAUUCAGGGGAUGGAUUUGAAAGAGAUCCUGCAAUGCCUGAUGUCCACCCCAGUGCUGUCAGCAGCAGACUAUUUCUGGAAAGACCUCCCUGAAAUCAAGCUGCCCCCAAGCCAGGAGAAGAACCGCCAAGACUACCUGCAGAUCUUGCCCCACAAGAAGUUUCCCGAUUUGGCCCAGAUUGCCACCAACCGGCCCAGGGCAGAAUGUUCGGAUCUGAAGCGAAAGUUGGACCCAGAAGAAGCACUGUGUACCCAUUUGCUUCCCACCACCAGCAAAGCUGCCAGGGUGGCAGGAAAUGCCAUGAAUGUGCCUUGCGUCGCUGCUUUCAUUCUGUCCAUGGUGAUGUGCCUGGAAAGGUCCUUCGAUGCGAUGAAGAAUCAGCACCCAGUGUCUUAUGUCCUUGAGAUCUUAGCAGACCCCGACCCGGAGCUCAAUGAGCUAGUGCCGUUCGCCGUGAGCCUUUUGUCCAUUGCACUGGAGAAGCCUGAGGACGGGCUUCCCAUUCUGGAAGAUUGGGCUACGACAGCUCGGGACAUCUAUGCAAUCGGAUUUGAAGGGCACCGGGAAACCAUAGAGCUGAGGCUGCACAACAAGGAGAUGAAGAAGGGUGAUGCUUUGGGGUUUGCGUGCCUACUCCCCAACAAGGGCAUCGGCAGAAUCUCUAUGCUAUGGUUUGGUUUGCUGUGGACAUGGAAGAAGCUAUCCCAAGAUCUCACAGAUGAUCAGACCAGGGAUUUCAGCAGGUGGAUGAGGUCAGCGAUGUCCAUGCAAUGUGUCUACAUUGUAUUGCAGAAACCGGAAUUCUACACCUUUCGUCGGCUCCAGAUGUCCCAGCAGCAAGCACUGCGUCAGCAGAAGAACUAUCUGCAACAAUGCCUGAUCUUCCAUUCCCAUGCAGUUCGAUUGCAGGCUGAGAACCCAUCAGUGCAGUACCGAGACGCGUUUUUGAAAGCAUGCGAAGACUACAACAACUAUGGUGCUGCGAUGUCAAACAGGAAACUCCAGAUUGACACCAACAUGGCGCUGAAGCUGUAUGGGCUCAAAGUUGGUUUGACCGAUGAAUCAUGGAGGGCUGUGGAGAAGCAUUUCCAUGUCUAUCGCAGUGAGCGAUCAGCUUUUGGUCGUGACCAUCUCCUGAGCGAACGGUGGCUUCUUGGGAGCACGGCCGAGGGGAGUGAUGGCCAGUGGAGGGACAUCCUGAAAGUGGAGAACCACAAGCAGGACCUUUUCCUUAAUCGAAUUUUCGCCCUUCAUGCAUUGGCUGUUUCCAGAUCUUCCAGCAGUACCCAAGCCGUCAGGGUAACUUCGCAACAGUGGGACAAGGAAGUGAACCUAGCUUGUGUGGCUGCCUACGUCUUGGAAGCCAUGAAGGAGUACCGGGACCCUGACAAAAACAAUUCGACCGUUUUCUCUGAUUCGUGUUUGAAGAUGUGCCGCACUCGCUUUGUGGAAGGGGACUACCAUGAUGAUCUUGGAAUCCAUUUGGCUUCGGCGGAUCCUACGUUCCAACCUUCCAUCACAACCAUGUGGACUGAGAACGCACCAGAGAAAGAGGCCGAGGACAAAGAGAGCCAAGCAUUGGGCGAGGCAGAGGAAAAGAUCCAAACCCUUGAUCAGAACCGCUGCAACGCAGCAUGGGAGGCAGAUACUUUGAAACUUUGUCGUGAUGCCAGCAUGUGCGCUCGCUUGCUCCAGGCAGCAGUUUCCAAUGAGAAGACACGGCGUCUGAUGAAAGUGACACAUCUGCGCGAACAGAACAACAUUGGCGCCCAGCUAGUGACUAAGUUUGCAGAGAAACAAUGCUUCCAUGUGGCCCUUGUCUGCCCAGAGGCUGACUCUCACUUGGCCAAGUUCAUGUCCACCAUCUAUGGCGCCAACGGCUGUGUGAUACUUUGGGUGGACUUGAUGAAGUACGGCCGCCUCAGUGGCAAGGACUUGGAUGAGGUGACCAGCAGGGUCAAGAAGGCGCUGUCUCGAAAACCCAAUCACUCAGUUUGCUUCAUGCUGGCUCCAUGGUUGGUGUCAGAGCGCACCUCCAAUGGUGCCAGAGGAGAGUUGAGGAAAAUCGAAGACAAACUGGACGCGAAGAACUUGCAGAGUUAUCCCGUCAGCGUUCGCUGCUCGCCACCCCACACAGCGAAGAAGGUUCCCAUCAACUAUUGGGCAUACAUUGUGUUCACCGACGCUGAUGUGGAGAACAAUGCCUUCUUCAACUCCAUGUUGAUGACGGACAGGUCAAUGAGCGACGCCCAAGAAAGUGCUCAGCUCCUGGCUGGAUCCGAGAUGCCCACUGCUGUCUUGGAAUCCCUCCUGAAAGGGGCCGACUUCACUGGCAGGAUCUGUGGAGUUUGCAACUUCACCCCCUAUGAUGGGCAUCUUGAACGGGUUUGCAUGCGCUGGCAAAUGGAGUAUGGGCAAGAUGCUCUUGAGCUCAGGUCUUUUUCCAUGGGGGCAUAUCCCGAUGCAGUUGCCUUCAGUGAGCGCUUGCUUGGCAAUGAGUUGGUGCAGGAGUGGAAGAAAGGAUCUCCACUCUUCAAAGGGUUCCGUGCCUAUGAUCCAAAUCCAGCAGCGUCUGAGGCCUUGAAGUUGGAGGACUACCCCAUGAAGUAUGUGAAUGUCACCAAAGAUUCCACCAAAGAUGGGGCGCGGCAGUACCAGUUCUCAUUGCCGAACUCGGUGAGAACCCUCUACGCCCAUGACCCCAUUCACUGCGAAGACUGGCGAAAGUUGAUCAUGGAUUUCGACUCCAAGUUCGAGAUCAGUGCUGACAUCGUGGUCGAGGACCAGGUGGUUCCUGCAGAAGACAUCCCCGAGGACCCUGAGCCAUGGGAAGAUGAGCCUACGACCCUGGAGCAACUCCUGGACUUGUAUGUUGUGGAGGGGAAGUGCAACGCAGGGGUUCCUGGUGGUAUGAUCUAUGUCACCAAUGCAACACGCCGCAAAGAGGAGAAGCCAAUCCAGUGUGUUGAGGGCCAGCGCUACAAGCUCUUCUUUGUCGCUCAUGUUGGCUUGACCUUGCCAGCGGAUGAAAUCGUGAUCGCACAUGGAAAGGCAUCGUUCCUCAAACAGGAGAAAAUUGCCAAGCUUUUGCGUGAAGGUGGAGGCCUGGCUUCAGACUUGAGCGCCAUGAUGACUGAGAGCCCUUCUUCCUGCCAGACACCUCCUGCAAUUCCUCGUCCUGCUAUCCCUGCUUCGACACCGUCCCCAUCUCCUUUGCCCAAGAAUGACUCCAAGGUUGACAAGAGCAACAAGACUGUACGAGAAGAGCCAUUGCCCUUGACCACGUCAGAAGGGCAAAGGCCUGCCAAAGGAAACCCACCGUUGGACAAGGAGACCCAGGAGAAACUUGUCAAGGAUGUCUCUGCCGCAAAGGAUGCUGUGAAGUUCUUGAAGCAGGGCUUCCCGAAAGAGACCACCGGCAGGAAGGGUACUGGGGAAGCUCCUACUGGUCGGGGUCGUGCCAAGGGACGUGGCAAGGGUGGCCGAGGCCGUGGGAAGGGUUCCAAAAAAAAGGAGGAAGCUGAGGAACUUCCCGAGACACACACGGGUUUCGGGGACGAGGAUGAUGAUGAGAUAGUAGACCUACUUGAAGAGUUAGAUGAAGAGUCAGAUGCAUCUGUGGAUGCACCAACUGAGCGCUUGUCACAGCCGCGCACUCCUCCCCAGCCCAAGGCAGCCGCCAAGGCCAAGACCAAGGCAGCAACAGCACCGAAGACCAAGAGAGCACCGAAGGCAGCACCGAAAAAGAAGGAGAGCUCGAAGGCAGCACCGAAAAAGAAGGAGAGCUUGAAGGCAAAGGCGAAGGCGAAGAGCAAAGCGUUGACCAAGUGCAAGAGCACCCAGAAGCGUGCUGCCUCCAGUGACGAGGGACGUGUGCCGACUGGAGACCAUUCUUUGAGACAUGCUUACCACAAACACCUCAAAGACAGCAUGGCUUCGCUCAAGAAGGAUGGCAUCACAGGACGCGCUGCACUCAAAGAAGCUCGCUCCACGUGGAACAACCAUCCUGUUCGUGUGGCUGCCAUGUCGAAGAUGACCAAGUCUGAGCGCAGCCGCAGGCGCUUGGUGAAGCCAAAGCGCUCUGGCAAUGCAGACAAGGAGGAUCAGCAGUGUUCUGCCUUGGACAACACUGUCACGUUUGAAGUGCACAGUGACCUCACCCGUGUGGUCCUUGAAAUUUCCGAUGAGGGGGCCAAGAGCAUGAAAGAUUCCGAGCCAGCAUCGCUGAGGGCAUUGAUGGCAGAGUUUGAAGAGGCACAGAUCGUGGACAAGAAGGUUUACCUCCAGUGGACACCGGUCGUGAACAACUUCAAGUAUUCCAACAUCGCCAGUGCAUUUACGAACGAGGCCCUGGAUGCGUCGCGCACGCUGCAGCGUUUGUGGCGUGUCAGGUAUGUCAAGGCUGACAAUGAGCUGCAGCCGUGCAAGCCAUUGUACAUGUGGCGUAGCAGGAAACCUCAAAUUUUAAUGACCCGCUCCCGCACCGACACCACCAUGGCAUGGAAGGUGGGCUGGCUGAAUUUCUUCGGCUUAGCGUGUCCAUGCCAUGUUGGUGUGUCUGCGCGUGAGCUGCUCCGUGAGCUUGUCAUUUGGCUGAAGCUACAGUCAGAAGGAGAGGAAAUCUUGGGAGCCAAUGAAGGAGAUCAGAAGAAGGCAGAAUGGCUCCGGCUGGCAAGUCAUGUUGGUGUCAGCGGGAAAGCUGCGAACUUGCUGAGCAUCAGGUUGGUGCGCCAAUUCCUCCGCCGUACUGGGUUUCGUGGCUCUGAUGUGAG